Molecule: messenger RNA, 1662 nt
Organism: Cyclocybe aegerita
Lineage: Eukaryota; Fungi; Basidiomycota; Agaricomycetes; Agaricales; Hemipholiotaceae
Source: the annotation of a GenBank genome assembly
AUGCUCGAGUUGUUCCCUCUUGUAGCGUUGCUGAAUGCGACCACACUCAUUUCUCUUCUCUUGCUACCACCAACCCUUAUGACCUCCGGAAAACAAUAUGAUCUGAAGCUGACGUUCUUCUUCACGAUAUUUGCAACCCAAUUUGUCUACGCAGAACUACUUGAAACGAAAUUAAAAAGCUGCGAAACAUCUGCAGAGGCCGUAAUGAAACCACUGGCGCUGUUGCAAGAUAAAGUGGAAGGCAAUGUAAAGCCAUAUAAAUAUCACUACCCUCAAGCACCUCUGGAUGUCAAUGGGUAUCCAGUCGCGCCAGAGAACUUACAGCUGGAACAGGUCCAUGUGUAUGUACGGCAUGGAGAACGCACUCCCGUAGGAGUUCGUAUGACUGGCCCGCCCGCCAAUAUUCCUGAGCACUGGAUCAUGUGCAGAACAGCACGUCGCUUCCGCGCCGCCGUGUCAAGCUUUCUCGGAUUCCAACAUCUUCCUCAUGUGGAGCAGCAGCUCAGCCAAGACAACAACAACAACGAGGAGACCCUGUACACGCGUAAAGUUGUAGAAAGGAAGGAUGGGAGUGUGGGUGAUGGGGAAUGUCUCCUUGGGGAGCUGACAGAUCUUGGGAGACAGUCAACGUUUAAUUUCGGUCAAAACUUGCGAAAGCUAUACAUAGACAGAUUAGGCCUUCUCCCCAAUGUACUACCGGACAGCAACAUUGUCUAUUUCAGGAGCACCAACAUGCCCAGGACGACGGAAUCCCUCCAACAGAUUGUUCAUGGCUUAUACCCAACAGAAAAGUGCCUCCCAACAGCGUUACCCCCUCUCUUCAUCCGGAAUGGCAAGGACGAAAAUCUAAUAGGAAACACCUACGCUUGCAAGAGGCUGGAAAUCCUACAAAUAAGCUUCGCCAAAGCAGCGGCUGCUGAGGCCUACAAUAAAACGUUAGAGCACCUCGAUAAGAAAGUCUCCAAGUAUAUCGACGGAAACCCCAUUCGAGUGGACGGCAAGCCUAGAGCUUCUGGAGUCAUGGAUACUAUCAGGGCUGCCAUUGCUCAUGGAGUCAAAGUUCCGCCAGAGUUUGAGGACAAGGGUGUCGUUGGUGUCAUCGAACAAGCAGUCGUAAGCGAAUGGUUCGCAGGCAGGUGUGGUCUAACUUUCCGACAUCACCAAUGUACUGACCCACUUUCUCUCGACAAGGAUACUGAGGAGGUCCGGCGAUUAGCUAUGGGUCGCCUGCUCUCGGACAUGAUAACCAAGAUGCAGCACAAAAUCAAGCACGGCGACGCCGACCUACUCAAGGUCCUCGUUCACAGCACGCAUGAUACGGCUAUCGCGGGACUUUGCUCGACACUAGACGUUUUCGACGAGAGAUGGCCAGCCUUCACUGCGUCGAUAACAUUUGAACUCUUCAAGCAACGCGAACCCGCAGAGGAUACUCGGCAACAAGGUGUCCUUGCCUACCUCACCUCUUCUGCGUCUACCUCGUUACCACACUACAUCCGCAUGCGAUAUCAGAACAAGAACAUGAUUAUCCCUCUCUGUGCAGAGCAGGGAAAACACCUCGAAGGGCACCCCGAGUUUUGCACGCUAAACGCGUUCAUGGAAAGGGUGAAGGAGCUAACGCCAAAGGACUGGGACGCAGAGUGCUCUCCUGCUGGAAGGCAGUGA